AUGUCUUUCCCAGCAAACCAUUAUCAGAUCCUUGGUGUAGACAUCCAAGCUGACGACGCUGCGAUUAAGAAAGCCUACAAGAAGCUUGCGCUGGAGAACCACCCCGACAAAACUUUGCACCUAUCAGCAGCACUAGUCGAGAGGCGGACAAAGAUAUUCAAGCUAGCGACUACAGCUUACGAGAUCCUACUCGACCCUGUACAGCGAGCGAAACACGACAAGACUCUAGCGCAACACCCCUUCACAUCUGGCACUCCCCCCGGACCUAUAGGCACCACACCAUCUCCCUGGUUCUAUGCGCCCGUCUCGGAAAGUCCCAUUCGCACGAACCUUUCCUUCUUAAACCACGCUGGUUGGCACUUCAGGAUCGAAGUGUCCAAAAAGUACAAAUGGAUACUUCGGCCUGUUUUGCCCCUCCUGAAUGCCGACACAGAAGGCGACAUCAUGGUAAGAAUAUCUGUACAACGUAACACCUACUCCGCCACUGUCAACGCUCUGAAAGAUGUCGUUAUAGACGUCAAAGCCACACCCGGGAACAAGAGUACGGCAUUGAGUUCCGUCUUCAAGGAAACCAGACAGGGUAUAGAACUUUGUGUAACAAUCGGGACCCUGCCUGUCACUGCCACUGCCCCACUUCCACCGAUGCCAGCAUGGAGUUGGUCCUUUGAUGUUGAUUUAGGUUUCUUGAUACCGUUUUACAAGGAACUGCGGGUUAGCCAUCUCAUGUUUUACCCCCAUUACCCUUCACAUGCUGUAGGGAAGGAUGGGGCAGUGCCGGCGAAAGAGCCGUUUCCUAUGGGGUCGCCUCAGGCUGAAUUGGUGAGUUUGUUUGAGGGGAUACAGUUUGUGGCGAUGUCCAAGGGAUUCUAUUGUGAAGAAGUGGGGUGGGCAGGAAGGAAACGUUGGCGGCUUGCUGCUGUGGGCUCCGUAUGA
Molecule: messenger RNA, 933 nt
Organism: Alternaria alternata
Lineage: Eukaryota; Fungi; Ascomycota; Dothideomycetes; Pleosporales; Pleosporaceae
Product: DnaJ-domain-containing protein
Exons: 2
Coding region: 1-933 (310 amino acids)
Cellular component (GO): cytoplasm
Source: RefSeq, a predicted model, not a curated record